GUUCGCAAGACGUUCUUGGAAAAGGUGGCAGACAUACGACAGAUCAACACGGGUUAUCGUUAUGAAGGAACGUGGGUCGCCGCAAACUUGAAGAUCAGACUGCCGACACCAGACACCCAUCCCGACUUUCCAGCGUGGAAACUGGGUCUCACACCACAAGAGGUCUACGAUCUGUUCUGGCCGAAAGGAUGGCAUUUCUGCAGUCCACCCGGAAAACCCACCGCAACCGGACGGUUCGGGCCAUACGAGGAGAGGAUGUGGCGCCACGAGUUCCGACAGGAUGAUUGGAAUGCUGAGACCAUGGAUGCUGAAGCGUUGUUCUGGGAGCAUCUGACUCCUAUGAUAACUCGAACCGAGAGCGGUGAUGGGAAAUCCUUCGAACGGCCCGCGGUAUACCCGCAGGAUUGCAUCGAGAUCCUGCGCUGUCGACCCUUCACAUUUACACACAAGAUUGUCAACCGCUGGUAUCAUCGCAAGACUGUGCUGAUUGGAGACGCUGCUCAUGUCUUCCCACCGUUCGGUGGUCAGGGAAUUGCAAGCGGAAUUCGAGACGCACAUCAGCUGGCAUGGCGUAUUGCUCUGAUUGAGAAAGCGGCGGGCACAAUAGAGCUGCCGUCCGAUACAAUACUCGAAGCCUGGGCUAAAGAACGCACUCAGAGCGUCAAGGACGCGGCCUUUUUAACUAAGAUGAACGGCAGCUUGUGCAACGACGCAAACCCUUUGGUGUUCACAAUUGUGUCCUGGGUCGAAUGGGCCAUCAGAUUUGUGUUUCCAGCCUUCGAAAGUUACGAUCCGCAGGCAGACAGCGAACGCAAAGGCAUGCGAGGACUCGCUGGAGGAUUUUUCCUCUCCAAGUACGGCGGCGGGCUGAGGCUUCCCCAGGUGUACGUGGACACACUGCUAAAGGGCACGGUGCUUUCGGACGAUAUGUUCUUGUCCGCUCCCUCUCCAAUGCAGGUCCUUGUCCUCGUCAGAGGCAACCACCCUCCGACCUACGGACGCCGCACAAUCAAGGACUUGCUUGCAAAACAUGGGAUACCUCAUGGUGUCAUCUCGCCCGAUGCAACGUCUAUACUCAGCUUGAAUUCGGAACAGCGCCCUGAAAGUAUCGGGUCAUACGCAGAGCGAAGUGUGCGCAAAGCUUCAUUGACUCCGCUCAAGCGUCUGAGCAAGAGACAAGCAAGAACCGGAUACAGCAUCGACGUUUUUGACUCCCGUCUCGGGGCUGGGACCAAGUACGUAGUCGUGCGGCCAGACUUUUACAUCUUCGCGACCGCUCGCAACGAUAAGGAACUGGAUCUGUGCUUGCAGGGACUU
Zymoseptoria tritici IPO323 is the source of this 1317-nucleotide messenger RNA. RefSeq lists its product as uncharacterized. Gene Ontology annotation, molecular function: FAD binding. The record is from RefSeq and is a predicted model, not a curated record. The annotation marks the transcript as partial. The transcript has a single exon. Lineage: Eukaryota; Fungi; Ascomycota; Dothideomycetes; Mycosphaerellales; Mycosphaerellaceae.